GCUCGGGCCAUUUAAAUGUGUGUGAGGGAGCCCCUGAAAUGGCCGCGCAGGUCGCCGCGGUGCCGCGGGCCCCGGAGGAGCCGCCCGCCGCCCUCAGCGGACCGGCCCGCCCGGCCCCGCGGGCCCCGCCGCCGGCGAGCGGCACCCGGCGAGCCGCCGGCCGCCAAGCGGGCCCGGCCGAGCCAGCCGCUGCUGGCGGGGCCCGGCCCGGCGGAGCCGCUGCCCCCGCCCGCCCUCCCCGCCGCCGCGGGGCUGUUCACGUUCUCCCCGCUCAGCCUCCCGCCGCCCGGGGAGCGCCGACACCACCACCGGCACCACGCCGAGCCCGCCGGCCACAAGGCGAGGCGCGGCAGCCCCGCGGACGGCGCGGCGGGGCGGCCCAGCCAGCGAGAAACUCCAGAUGAAAAUGGCAAAACCCAGCGAGCCGACAGUCUUAUUGUGAAGAAGAUAAAGAAAAAAAAGAAAAAGAAACACCGGGAAGAUGUGAGGGGAAAACGCCUGAAGAUGUACAACAAAGAGGUGCAGACGGUGUGCGCUGGGCUCACUCGCAUCGACAAGGAGACUCUGUCUCAAGGACAGUGUGACAACCUGGAAAUGAACAAGGAAUCCUUCAGGUACCUGAAGGAUGAGCAGCUGUGCAGACUGAACUUGGGCAUGCAGGAGUACCGGGUACCCCAGGGAGUGCAGACCCCCUUUGUGACACACCAGGAGCACUCUGUCCGCAGCAGCUUCCUGAAGACUGGCACUAAAUUCAGUAACUUCAUUCACGAGGAGCACCAGUCCAAUGGAGGUGCCCUGGUCCUGCAUGCUUACAUGGAUGAACUCUCAUUUUUGUCUCCAGUGGAGAUGGAGAGAUUUGCAGAAGAGUUUCUUGCGUUGUCAUUCAGUGAAAAUGAUAAAAAUGCAGCGUACUAUGCUUUAGCCAUAGUGCACGGAGCAGCUGCCUAUUUACCAGACUUCCUGGAUUACUUUGCUUUUAACUUUCCAAACACUCCAGUGAAAAUGGAAAUUUUGGGCAAGAAGGACAUUGAAACAACAACAAUUUCAAAUUUUCACUCUCAGGUCAAUCGGACGUACUGCUGUGGCACCUACAGAGCAGGGCCCAUGCGCCAGAUCAGCCUGGUGGGAGCAGUGGAUGAAGAAGUGGGGGACUACUUCCCAGAAUUCCUGGAUAUGUUGGAAGAAUCUCCAUUUCUUAGAAUGACUCUGCCCUGGGGGACUCUUUCCAGUCUCAGGCUGCAGUGCAGGUCCCAGAGUGAUGAUGGGCCCAUCAUGUGGGUGAGGCCGGGAGAGCAGAUGAUCCCCACAGCUGAUAUGCCAAAAUCACCCUUCAAACGGCGCCGGUCCAUGAACGAGAUCAAGAACCUGCAGUACCUACCUCGCACCAGCGAGCCCCGCGAGGUCCUGUUCGAGGACAGGACCCGAGCUCACGCUGACCACGUGGGGCAGGGCUUUGACUGGCAGAGCACAGCUGCUGUCGGCGUGCUCAAGGCUGUGCAGUUUGGGGAAUGGAGUGACCAGCCUCGUAUAACCAAAGAUGUGGUUUGUUUUCAUGCUGAAGACUUCACUGAUGUUGUGCAGAGACUUCAGCUGGACUUGCAUGAACCUCCAGUGUCCCAGUGUGUUCAGUGGGUGGACGAAGCCAAACUAAACCAAAUGAGACGGGAAGGCAUUCGCUAUGCUAGGAUUCAGUUGUGUGACAAUGACAUCUACUUCAUCCCUAGAAAUGUCAUUCAUCAGUUCAAAACAGUGUCAGCAGUCUGCAGCUUAGCCUGGCACAUCAGACUCAAACAGUAUCACCCCGUGGGGGAGACUUCUCCAAAAGCUGAGAGCAAUUCAAGCCUGAACAGCGAUGUUCCUGGGAGCGCAGAGGCAGAAGGUGAACCCCGAGGUGUGAGUGUAAAAACAGAGGCUGAAGAACCAGGUACAGAAAUUCAGCUUACCCCAGGGGUGCUCUCCUCCUCUGUUUCUUCAAUAUCAGGACUUGUGCAACCAGAUCAGGUGGCCCAGCCCCUUCCAGGUUUUAAAAUAGAGUCUGAUCAGCAGCGCAAUCCACAGGAUCAUGCAGGCUCUUCUGUGUGAUUAUGUAUAUAUUCAAACAUUUUUUAAACAACUUUUUAAAAUUUUGAUGUGAAGUUAUAGUUUUAUAACUGGCUUAUGUUUUAUUGGAGAAAUCUUGCCUAUAAUUCUAUAAAGAAAGGUGACAUUCCAAAAUGUCAAGCAUAUCUUUUUUACACAGAUUAUGCAAAAUUCAAGUUGUAUUUUAACCCCUUAGUACAACCUGUAACAGUGGUCUACCACUUCUUUCUGUUUAAGUAAAGAGAUGUUGAAUAUCUUCUCAAAGUCAGAUUGGAAUUCCUCCAGGAAUAUGAAAUGAUUGAACUCCAUUGGUCAGUGUUAUUUCCCUACUUUUACUUUAUCUCUAAUCUUCACCAGAAAGUGAUGCUUUUGUAGAAGACUUGCAAAGUGAUUUCCCCAUCUCAUUUUAAUUGCUUAAAAAAGAAAAAAAAAAAAAGGAAAAAAAACCAAAAAAAAAGAAAGAAAAAAAAUAGAGAAAGCACAGCACUUUUGAUGAUUUGUGGAAUUUUUGGUAUGUCUGUUCUUGACACGUUGGUUUAUAUACAAGCUGUAGAAAUUGAUGUUUCUUACAGUUCCUACAAGGGUGGCCUGUAAAAAGAACUGAAGCAAGUGUCUGAUUCCUGUUGAAAUGCAAUGACUUACUGACCUAACACUUCUCAUAGCACUGCUUAUGUUGUUUGGUGUGGGGGUUUUUGCUUCCAAAAUCCAUCUUCCCUGAAUGUGAUAAAUGCUAGUGUCAAAAUUAGAGAACCUCUUGGUAGUCUUGUGGAGGAAACUGCUAUCUUUGAGCACUUUAAGGCUUUAAAAUACUUAACCAACCUGGCAGCUUGUUUUGAUCGGGUCGUAACGUGUCCAAUGGAUCCACACUUUCCCCUGUACUGAUGCACUUAAUAUAACAAGCGUUGAGCUGAUACCCGACUCCUAGAAUAAGGACAGCCUUACCGUGUAAGUUCUGUAUUAGUAUUUCACAAUAAAAAGUACUUUGGCGUUGGA
Messenger RNA from Motacilla alba alba, 3072 nucleotides. It is a transcript of the gene RSBN1, whose product is annotated as round spermatid basic protein 1. NCBI's taxonomy places the organism in Eukaryota, Metazoa, Chordata, Aves, Passeriformes, Motacillidae. The coding region runs from base 16 to 2082 and encodes 688 amino acids. Gene Ontology annotation, cellular component: nucleus. The record is from RefSeq and is a predicted model, not a curated record. The transcript is spliced from 7 exons.